Messenger RNA from Closterium sp. NIES-65, 1185 nucleotides. NCBI's taxonomy places the organism in Eukaryota, Viridiplantae, Streptophyta, Zygnematophyceae, Desmidiales, Closteriaceae. The record is from the annotation of a GenBank genome assembly.
AUGUCGGUGCCGCACGAACAGUGGAGGGCGGAAGACUUCGUCGAGGAAGACAUGGUUUACGCGUGCAUUGACGUGCUCGUCAUGGACGCCCUACACCACCUGCAAACCUUGGAGAAAGAACAGCACGCUGAGAUGGCAGCGAGAGUGGAGGCGACGCUCUACCGGGAGACGGAGCUGAGCAUCAUGCGGGAGAUAUCGGUUGUCAGAUCGGAGGUGCGGUUCAUAAUUCGCACCAAGAACGAGCGGGACAUCAACAACCGCGAGAUCACACUCCCCGACAUCUUCUUGUACCGACUGGCGAGCACCUCGUCGGUGAACCCAGAGAACCAGCCGGUCGUCAUGGUGAUCGCUGCGCGGAACUCGAAGACAUCCAAGGAUGCGCGUCUUCAUCAGAGCUACGCGGCGUGGCACCUCGAAGCGGAGUUGUGUGCCGUCGGCAAGUCCGGCCUGCGAUUGCACUUCAUCCUCGACCAGAUUGGUCAGUUUCACGGCGCUGACUUCCUUCCGCCGCUGGACACCUCCGAGCGCGAGCGGUGGUACAAGAAGCAUCUCUUCUUCGCCCGCAACGACGCCGAACAAAAUGAGCUUUCUGCGGCAAGCCACCAACGCUGGACGCGGCAAAUGUGGGACACCAACAAGGUGUUCCGCAAGAGGAACGUGCACGCCGCUCGAGCAGAAGGGGCCCAUGACCUAGCCAUCGAAGGCACGCCGCGCGCCGAGAUCGCGGAGCUGGGUCACUGGUCGCUCGACAAGAUGACGCGAGCGUACAUCACUGCCAUUCCGGUGGGGGUGGUGAUGAUGAAGGCCGGUUACUCUGGUUACAAGCAGGACUACUUCUUGGGUCGGAGUGGGGUGCCGCCCACCGAGAAGCUCCUGAAGCUCAUCGCCGAGCACAUCUUCCCCGCCGUCGGCGCCAUGCUGAAGAAGGCGGAACAUCUUGCUGCCAAGGGGUCCGACGCCGACAAAGCCGCCGUGCACUUCUGGCGUACCCUCCAGAUGCUGCGCCGCAUCGUCGCUGAGGACCUAGCGUACUACAACAUGUCCCUCAAGGAGACGCUGAAGUACGAGAUUGAGCGCUCUGCCAACAAGAAGAUUGACUUCCAGAAGGAGUUCGAGAAGCACGACGGCACCAUCGCAUCGCUCACCGCCGAGAUAACCCGUCUCAUCGAGGCACUCCCUCCCUAG